AUGAUGCACAGCUGCAAGAUAGAGGCAUUGCUUCUGUUGGAUACUGUUGAUAUCAACAACCGAAACAACCUUCCCGAGUACAACAGUCGAGAAAGUGAGGCUAUUCAGGCGAGUAUGCAAGAGAGGGAUCCCAGCCACAACGGUGAAGAGUGCACUACUCACUUUGACAGAGACACCAGUACAAGAUACUAUUGCGAAGACCAAGGAUGUGGUAUUUCCGACGCGAUAAAGUCGCCUAGUCAGCCAUUCCUCUACAUGCGCAUUUGGUCAAUAAAUAUGGGACUCGCUGCGUGA
Molecule: messenger RNA, 294 nt
Organism: Sphaeroforma arctica JP610
Lineage: Eukaryota; Ichthyosporea; Ichthyophonida
Exons: 1
Coding region: 1-294 (97 amino acids)
Source: RefSeq, a predicted model, not a curated record